Molecule: messenger RNA, 3321 nt
Organism: Meloidogyne enterolobii
Lineage: Eukaryota; Metazoa; Nematoda; Chromadorea; Rhabditida; Meloidogynidae
Source: the annotation of a GenBank genome assembly
AUGGUUGAUUCACUUUUUGAUGUUCGAAAUAAUUAUUAUCUUGGAGCAUAUCAACAAUGUAUAAAUGAAGCACAAAUUGUAAACUGUAAAACAGACGAGGAACGCUUAAAAAAAGAUUAUUUUCUUUAUCGUGCCUAUAUUGCAUUGAAAAAAUCUUCAAUUCCGUUGUCUGAAAUUAAUUCAAAUUCUGGACCUGAACUUGUUGCUCUACGUCGACUUGCUGAAUAUUUUAAUAAUGGUGAAAAAAGAUCUGAAAUUAUUCGCCAAGUUACCAGUGAACUCGAACAGGUAGACUCUGAAGGAAAUGAAUAUGUCAACUUAAUAAAUGCUACAAUAUUUCUUCAGGAAGAUGAUGCUGAAAAUGCUCUUCGCUUUAUUAGCCGUAUUUCUGAUCAAACUUCUCUUGAGUGUUUAUCAAUGAAAAUACAAUGCCUUUUAAAAUUGUGGCGAAUUGAUUUAGCUUUGGCAGAAUUGAAAAAAAUGCAAGAAGUUGAUGAAGAUGCAACUAUUGUACAAUUGGCAACUGCUUGGGUUUAUAUGGCUAUGGGAAAAGACAAGAUCAAGGAUGCAUUCUACAUUUUCCAAGAAAUGGUUGACAAAUACGGAGCAACUCCAACAUUGCUAGUGUCUCAAUCUUCAUGUCUUAUACAGCAACAAAAAUAUGAAGAUGCUGAAAAAUUGCUUAUGGAUGCCCAACAACGUGAUCCUAACAAUCCUGAAGCUUUGAUUGGACUUUUUGUUAUUGCUCAUUUCUUAGGAAAGCCUAUUGAGGUUUCAAAUCGUUAUAUGAAUCAACUAAAACAGGAUCAUCCAACACAUAUUUGGACAAAAGAUUUUAUUGCAAAGGAACAAGAAUUUGAUCGUUUAAUUUUUAAAGGUUUCAGACGUUUAAAUAAAAAUUUUAUUUUAAUGGAAGAAAUUGUAAACAAAGUUGUUGACAAGGUUUGUGAAGAGGAUGCUGACAAUGAGGGUAAGAAGAUAGGAGAAGAAGGAAAUAAAAAACCUGGAGAAGAAGAGGAAAGAUUUGUGGAAGGAGGAGGAGAAGGAAGAUUUGAAGAAGUAAAUGGAAGACAAAAAGAGGAAGAAGAAAAGGAGGAGGAUGGGGAGGAAGGGGAAAUAUUUGAAGAAGAAGAGGAGGAAAAGAAGGAAGAUGAAGAAAAAUUGGACGAAGAGGAAAAGGUGGGAGAAGUAAAGGAUGGACAAAAAGAAGAAGAAGAGCAUAAUGAAGAGGAGGAGCAAAAUGAAGAAAGAGAAGAUGAGGAAGAAGAAUGUGAAGAGAUUGAAAUAAAAAGGGAAGAUAAUGUAGAGGAUGAAAAAUUUGUUGAAGAAGAAAAGGAAGAGGAAGAUGUGGAGAACAAUUUAGAAAUUGAAGAAGAGGAGGAGGAAACAACGGACAAUGUGAAGGAAGAUGAUUAUUCUUCUCGUAAAAGUUCUAGUGGAGAAAGACAAAGUUUUAAAAUUAUGGAAUUUAUUGACUUUGAUGAAAUAAAAAAAGAACAUCAAGAUGUUGAGGAAAUUGAAGAACAAAAGGCUUCCACUAAUUUGCUGACUCAAACUGUUCCUCAAGCAACUACAAACACAUUGACCCAAUCUAAUGGAGGAGGAACAUUUAAUUCAAGCAUUAGUCAGCAACGUCCAAAGCGAAACCGUGCCCGUCGUUUGUAUACUCCUUCGCCUCCACCACGUUUUGGAGGAGAGUCUAAAAGGAAGAGGGAAUCGGAUGAUUCAUUAGCCUCUACUUCAUUGCAAACUUCUUCUAAUCCAAAAAAGAUUUCUUGGGCUAAAGAACAACCUCGUCAAGUUCAUUCUGCUAAUAAACCUCAACAACAACAGCAACCAGAUAAUUUUACUCCUCAUCCUCCUCUUCCAUCACAAUCUUCAUCAUCUCAACAACAAAACAUGGAUUCGACCGUUCCAAAUUCUUCUUCGUCAUUGUCAUCUUCUUCUCAUUUUUCUUCACAUCCUCCACCUAUCGUUAAAUUUGGGCAUUCAAUUCCUCAACCAAUGUCUAAACCGCCAAGUACUUUUGGAUAUUCAAAUCAACAGUCACAAAUGCAAACAGUUCAACAGGCACAACAUGUAGUUGUUUUAUUACGUCAAAAUGAAAAGUUGGCUAAAGAAGUUGCUUCCUUGAAACGUUUAAAUCAGGAGCAACAACAACAAAUUCAAAGUUUAAUAAGUGCUAAUCGUGAAUUAAUUUGGGCAUUUAAUGAAAGUCGAAGAGAACAUGAGGAAUUAAUGAAACAAUUAAAGACUUUAAUGGCUUCUAAUUCUAAUAAAAAUAUUAAUAAUAAUUCAAAUGGGAAUGUUGGCCAACAACAAAUGGGAAAUACUAAUUUUAAUGUUGCUUCUAAUCAAAAUAUGCAACAACAAAAACAACAACCUCCAGUCGUCCCAAAAAUGGAAGUUGUUGUUCCAAGACGUAUCUUAAGCAAAACUAUUACAAAUACAAACAAAUCGUCAUCUGACUUACAACGAAGCGAAAAAAAACUUCAACAAUCUAAUGAAAUUUCAUCAUAUCAACCAACAGUUUUUGCUCUUAGUAAACCUAAAAAAUCAAAAGUUGUUGACAAUAAAACGACUCUUAGAACUUCAGCAAAAUCACAACAAAAACCACCACAGAAACAGCAACAACAACAGAAACCAAAAUUACUUUCCAAUAUUCCUUCUUCUGAACAAAAAAGUUUGGUGAAUUUACCUUCUGUUGAAGUAAAAAAGGAGAGGGAAGAUGUUGGAGAGAUUAUUAAUCGAAUAUUGCCACAAAAUGUUGAACAAAAGAAACGUACAAAAGAAGAAGAAAUUGAAUCUAUUAAAGAAGAAUUAAAUAUUUUAAAAUCUAAUCCUGAUUCAAGCAAAUUUCUUGGACAACGUAGACCUGCAUUUUUUACUCCGAAAGAAUUUGGGGAUUGGCAUUCUGUUGUUAGUGGAGAUUUACGUAAACAACUUGUUUUAAAAAUCUUCCAAGCUUUAUGUCCAGAAGUAACACAAAAAUGUAUUGAUGAUUAUAAUAAAGCUUAUCCAUCACGUGUUGAUUAUAUAAAAAAAUCUGUCAAUUUUUCUUUUGAAACGGAAAAUGAUUUGUUUGUAAAUUCAAAAUCAAAAGAAUUAUAUAUUGGAUUAAUUGCUGAAAAAAUUUUUACAUUACGUGAAGCUAUUUCACGUUUUUCAACGAAUACAACAACAAGUGGUGGAGGGGGAGGAAGUUCUGAUACAAGUAAUGAUGAAAGGCGUAAUUCUAGUGGAAAUAAUAAUGGAAAUGCUAAAAGAAAAUUGGCAGAUGUUUUAAAGAGAACAACAAGAAGUAUUGGAAGUAAUGAAUAA